GGGCGUCAUUGAACGUCGACUCCGAUACUCGCAGUCGCGUGCUCCUUAUCAAGCCUCGACCACCCCUUCCUUCAUUGGCUUUGAUCCAUUGGCAUGGCAGAGGCGCCAUGAUGGAUGAAAAGAACAACACCCUGCCGCCGUACAGCGCCGUCGUGGCCCCGUCUGGCCGCUGGCCGCGGCUGCGCGGACGACAUGGCUCGCCGCGUCGGCGUCGCGCUUUCAAGCUAUUUGCCCUCGCGUGUCUGACGCUGCUCGUCGUCGCGCAGUGGAAGCAGAUCUGGCGCUCCAACGCCCGCGCCCCGAGGCUUUCGCUGGCGAAGCUCAACGAUGAUCUCGCGACGUGCAAGCGCCUGCGGCACACGCCCAAGGACCCCGUCGGCCUCGGCCGUGACAGCAACGCCCGCUACAUCGACGGCGCGAAGCCGACGCUCAUCAAGAACGCCACUAUCUGGGUCGGCGAGCCUGUCAAGGGCACCAGCGAGGGGGACGCCAGGGCCGGCAAGGGCUGGGAAUGGACCACGGGCGAUGUCCUCCUCGAGAACGGCCUCAUCGCACGCGUGGAGACGCACAUCGACACCCGUCGCCUUUCCGAGGACACGCUCGUGUACGACGCCGCGGGGAGGCAGCUCACGAGCGGCAUCAUCGACAUGCACAGUCACACGGGCGUGGACUCACUGCCCGAGCUCAACGGCAACUCAGACACGAACGAGAUGUCGGACAACAUCACCCCCUGGGCGCGCUCCAUCGACGCCAUCUACCCCUUUGACCCCCAGAUUCAGGUCAUCAAGUCGGGCGGUGUCACCACGUCGCUUGUCCUGCCGGGCUCGGGCAACAACAUGGGCGGCGAGGCCUACCUCGUCAAGCACGCCGUGGGCCGCCGCGACGGCCGCCGCGAGAUCAGUGCCGCUGACAUGCUGGCCGAUCCGGACCGCACCUGGCGGUACAUGAAGAUGGCCUGCGGCGAGAACGCCAAGAAUGUGCACGGCGGCAUCGGGAAGCGGCCCUUUAGCCGCAUGGGCGAGAGCUACGACUUCCGCCACGCCUUUGAGCGGGCGAGGGAGCUGAUCCGGCGGCAAGACGACUGGUGUGAAAAGGCCGAGGCCGUAGGCGUCGAGGGCAUGGGCGAGUACUUGCCGCAGGAGAUCUUCUGGGAGUCUCUCGGGGCGGCCUUGCGCGGACAAGUUCACAUCAACAUUCACUGCUACACGGUCCCCGACCUGGAGGCCAUGGUCGACCACACCAACGAGUUUCAGUUUCCUGUCCGGGCCUUUCACCACGCCCACCAGACAUAUCUCGUGCCAGAGAUUCUGAAUCGCACCUGGGGCGGCCGAACGCCAUCCUCAGCCAUCUUCGCCGACAACAUGUACUACAAGAUGGAGGCGUAUGUCGGCUCCGAGUACGCGGGCAAGUACCUGUACGACGCGGGCCUGACGCCCAUCUACGUGAGCGACAACCCCGUGCUCAACGCGCAGCACGUGCUCUUCGAGGCGGCCAAGGGGUAUCGCUACGGACUGCCGUACCACGCGGCGCUGGCGGCCGUGACGACGGCCCCGGCCGACGAUCUCGGCAUGGGCCAGCGUCUCGGCAAGGUGAAGCCGGGCUUCGACGCCGACGUGGUUGUAUGGGACAGCGACCCGCUGAGCGUGGGCGCGGCGCCCGUGCAGGUAUGGAUCGACGGCACGGCGCAGUUUAAGGACCCCGUCGAGCUGCCGAAACCGCGAGACGGGCCCAUCGUGCCGGACGAGGCGCUGGCGAACAUUAUCGAGGAACCGACGGCGUUUGCUGACGCCCUGUUUACGGGCGUUACCAAGGUGUUGCUGGCGUCCGGCCGGGAUGAGCAGACGUCUUCCGAUGGCAAGCCUGUCAACGUGGUCAUCGCCAAGGGCAAGAUCACUUGCAUCGGUCCUUGCGAACCCGAGUUCUCGGCCGCCACCGCCGCCGGCGUCAAGCCCGUGGCGCUCAAGAAUGGCUACCUCACGCAUGCCUUCACCGGCGUCGCGGGAACGCUAGGUCUCAACGAGAUCGACGCCGAGAGCGCGACGGACAAUGGCGACAACCCGUACAAGUUCACGCGGGCCGUCGACGGGCUCCAGCUGGGCGGCAAGAAGCUGCACGCGGGCGCCAAGUACGGCGUGACGCGAGCCAUCUCGGCGCCCAAGUUCACAGGCGGGCAGUCGCACCACGGGACGAGCGUCGGUUUCGUCACGACGGCGGCGACGAGCCUCGAGCGCGGCGCCGUCUUCGCCGAGGACGUGGCCGUCCACUACACGCUGGACCUUGGGGUGCGCACCCGGGACAGCUACUCGGGCGCGUUUGGCGAGCUGCGGACCAAGCUCAUGGACGCGGCGAGGGCGACGCGUGACCCUGCGGAUGCGUACUCGGAGUUUGCGUACCUGCGCAGGGUCGUCAGGGGCGACAUGGUGCUGGCCCUGACGAUCAACAGCGCCGACGGCAUCGCCACGGCGCUGCGCAUCAAGACGCAGGUGGAGGAUGCCCUGAGGGGGAAGACGAACGACGACGACGGCGACGACAACGGGCGACGACGCAUCAUCAAGAUGGCCAUCCUCGGCGGCGCCGAGUCGCACCUCGUGGCGGCCGAGCUCGCGGCGGCGCACGUCGGCGUCAUCCUGCUCCCGCUGCAGCCGAUGGCCGCGACGUGGGACACGCGCCGCACGCUGCCGGGCGCGCCGCUCACCAACGGCACCACGGUCGACGGGCUGCUCAACGCGGGCGUCACGGUGGGCGUGGGCCUGCCCGAGGACUGGCGCGUGCGCGACCUGGCGCUCGAGGCGGGCACGGCGCUCCGCAACGGCGCGGGCAGGCUGGGCGAGCGGGAGGCGCUGGCGCUCGUCGGAGGCAACAUUCACAAGAUAUUGGGCGUGAAGGCGGAUGAUGGCGAUGGGGAUGGUGAGGACGGUGAGAGGAGGCAUUUUGUGGUUAGUGAGGGGAGUCCGCUCGAGAUAGGGGGGCGGAUCAAGGCGGUCGGCACGGGUAGGGGGGAGGUGCUCGUCUAUGUGUGAUGGGGAGGGCAUGGCGUGUGCGUGUUGCAGUAAUUUUAGUUCAUUUAUAACGUUGCCCAAGAGUUGAGGAACUCCAUCGGCGCCCAUUCUCGGGACUCUUCAAGAUCCAUAUGACUUUUGAUGGUAUGGCGGCAUCAUUGAUGUGUGAUAGUUGUGAAGAUGGAGGACAUAGGCGCUCUCGCGUCGCGACCAGGGCCGAUAGUAGGGUGAGCAUCGUCGGAAAUCGUCGGAAGUUUGCGCCAGAGUCGCUGACUUGGAGACUACUCCGUUGAAUCUCAUACUAG
Purpureocillium takamizusanense is the source of this 3304-nucleotide messenger RNA. RefSeq lists its product as uncharacterized. The transcript has 2 exons. Gene Ontology annotation, molecular function: N-acetylglucosamine-6-phosphate deacetylase activity. Gene Ontology annotation, biological process: N-acetylglucosamine catabolic process. The record is from RefSeq and is a predicted model, not a curated record. Lineage: Eukaryota; Fungi; Ascomycota; Sordariomycetes; Hypocreales; Ophiocordycipitaceae. The coding region runs from base 108 to 3020 and encodes 970 amino acids.